AUGGGCAUCAAGAGAGUGCAGUGUGAUGAUGAUGAUGACAAUGAUGACAACAAGUUGGUUUCAUUUGAGGAGAUAGCAGCUGCUUGCAGGAAAGCAAAGGAUCCAGGAAAUGCAGCUUGCUCGAUGGCUGUUAUGAAACUUCCUGCAGCUGAAGAUCUGUCCUAUCAUAGCCCACAUCACUCCAUGCAACCCCUUGAGCAUUCCUCUGAUGCAGACAAUGACUCUGUCCUACUUGAACAAUCUCUCACUGAUUUUCCUAUGGGCGAGGAAUUCCCGGCACACUUGGACAUCAAUGUUGUUGAUUUCAUGAAUGAUUCUGUGGAAGAACAGAGGGCCAAUGCUGACCACAACAACAAGAUCCUCAAAGAUCCUCUAACUGGCACAGAAUCAUCUGACAAGCAACCUGAAGUCCCUCCAUCUUCUGUCCAGGUACCUGAUGUGCAGCCAGCAUUGCCAGUGCCAGUGAAUGAGUUGCUGGAGCCUCUGCUUCCCCCUGAUGUCAUCCUCAACAGUCCCAAGGAGCUUGAUUCCAAUCAGCUCCAAUUUUUCAUGAAGGAUUAUGUUGAUGAUCUAUUGCGGCUUUAUGACAAGGGAAUCAUCAUCAAGACUUCAAAAUAUCCAGAAGGGCAACAUGUACAUGUAAUUCCUGUUGCAGUAUGCUGCAAUCAUCCAGUGAUGUGCAAGUUGAAGCUGAAAACAGAAGAUGCAAUGGAGUAUGAUAAAUUUCCAUGUCAAGAUGGACAGCAGCAUUGA
Messenger RNA from Suillus subaureus, 753 nucleotides. RefSeq lists its product as uncharacterized. Lineage: Eukaryota; Fungi; Basidiomycota; Agaricomycetes; Boletales; Suillaceae. The transcript is spliced from 7 exons. The coding region runs from base 1 to 753 and encodes 250 amino acids. The record is from RefSeq and is a predicted model, not a curated record.